AUGAGCGACAUCGCCAAGAAAACCCUUCCUGCCGGCGCUCAACAGCAGGGCGCCAAAACAGCCGACACUACCUCUCAGGCCGACCCUUCAGCUCCUCGCUCCACCCACGCCGGCGAAGAAGGUGCCUCCUAUGUGGGGGGCUCUGAGUCCUCCGCUGGGGGUGGGGAGUACACCCACGCAAAGCAGGGCGACGAGCACCUCGAGGGUAUUGAAGAGGAGUCGGGAGAGAUCCUUAUGAAGGAUGAGGAGGAGGGAGCCGAGAAACCUUCUAGUGAUGAAUUCGAGAAAGUAGAAGCGGAAGGUGAUGAUGCGAGAACGGAGCUGGAGGCUCAGAGUAGGGAGCCGGCGGACUUUGAUGUUGGUGAUGAUGAUGAAACGGAGGAGACGGAAUCCAAGGCUCAAACUCAGACUACUGAGGGCCAAGAGGAGGCUGCUUCUGCCAUUCCUGCUACCGAAACCGGGGAGGGCAGACCUGAAGAGCGGUCUACUGUUAGCGAGGCUUCCGGCAAGACUUCGUUGCUCACCGAGCAAGCCAAGGAGGCCCUCGACAAGGCCUCGAAGGACCAGCCCACUGAAGAAGCCCGCGAGUCUUUCCUCCAAUCUGCCAAGGACGGUCUGACGGCCGGAAGCACCAUGACCGGUGUAACUAAGAAAACGGGCGAGACUGAGACUUCCGCAGCGCAGUCGCAGCCGCAGGAACAGGCUUCGCACCCCAGCGACGAAGUCUCUGGUUCUCAUCAGUACACCGUUCAAGAAGAAGGGGAGGAGGGUACUGAGACCAAGACCAAGACUGCUCCCAGCGAGUACACCGCUACCGCUCCCGACACUCAAGCGCAGCAGACCGGCACUUCCCAACCCAGCGGCGAAGUCUCCAAGGAGCAGCAAUACGCUCGCUCCGUCACCUUUGAUGAGUCGCAAAACAAGUCUCAGGAGGCGCCGACCGAGUACACGGGCGAGGACUCCGGCUCCGCGAUCGGAACCGAACAGACGGCCACGCAACCUGGCACUGGCUACACUGGCACUGGCUACACCCAGUCGCAGUCGCAACCCCAGCCAUCCCACCCAUCAGACGAAAUCUCGGGCACAAACCAAUACACCGGCACGGGAACUACCACUUACGACUUCGGCACCCGCACCGCUACCGCGCCAACCCAAAUCGGCGAAACCGACCAAACCGGCACGGGAACUACCACCUACGACUACGGCACCCGCACCGCCACCGCGCCGACCCAAACCGGCGAAACCGAACAAACCGGCGAGGGUGUCCCCACGGGCGAGUCGGUCACCGUCGCCGAGCACCUCGACUUCUCGGUGCUCAAGAACGGCAAGGUCAACAAGGGUGGUAACGUCAUUGAUUCCAAUGGCAAGAUUGUCGGGCGCGUCGUGUCGGGUAUCCUGCAGUACCUCGUCGGCAAGAAGGUCGACGAGAACGGGGACAUUUGGUCUGACAAUGGAAAGGUGAUUGGCAAGGCGGAGCCGAUUUCCGACAGCGAGCGGGAGGAUAUGCUCAAGGAGCCGGCGCCCUUUGAGAGCUUCCCCGACGCGGUCGUGGACGGGAACGGCAUGGUGGUCAGCAAUGGGGAGUGGAUUGGUAAAGUUAUCGAGGGUGAUUUGAAGGUGCUAAGAGGCAAGAGCGUCGAUGCGGAUGGCGACAUUAUGGAUAAGGCCGGGAACGUGAUUGGGCGUGCGGAACGCUGGGAGCCAGAACCCGAGGAGGAGCCUGAGCCCGAGCCCGAAGUGGACAAGAGCAUUUUGGCAGGGAAGAGGGUCAAUAAGGCUGGCAAUGUGGUUGAUGGCUCGGGAGUCAUCUAUGGUCGCGUGGUGGAGGGUGAUGUGAAGAGGAUGGUUGGUCGCAUGUGCGAUAAGAAUGGCAACGUUCUCAGUGAGAGCGGUGAUAUUCUCGGCAAAGCCGAUCUUGUGCCCGAGGGCGAGCGCGAGGGUAUGAAGGAGGGUCCUUUCUCUGAGCUUGAGGGCUGCACCGUUGCCAAGGAUGGAACCAUCGUCACACCUGGUGGUGAUAUCGUCGGCCGUCUCGUCAAUGGCGACCCCAAGGUGCUCUUUGGUCGCCCUGUCGAUGACGAUGGUGAUGUCCUCGACAAGAACGGCAACGUCCUCGGCCAUGCUGAGCGCUGGACGCCCGAGGAGGUUGAGCGGAAGAAGAACCCCAUGUCUGACCGCAAGGUGAACCGUGAGGGCAACGUCGUCGAUGAAGACGGUAACAUCAUCGGCAAGUUGACUUCCGGUGACCCUCAGUCUUGCUCCGGUAAGGAGAUUGAUGACGACGGAGACGUUGUCGACUACAAGGGUACUGUCAUCGGCCACUGCACACUCCUCGAGGAUCUUAGAGAAGAGGAGUCGCCCGAGGAAAAGGAGAAGAGGGAGCAGGCCGAGAAGGACAAGAAGCUGGCUCUCCAGAUGGCUGUCUGCAUUGAGCAGUGUCUUGACAAGAUUCGCCCGCUUUGCAAGAUGAUCACCGAGAAAAUCGACAAGGCCGAACGCACUCCCGAGGAUGAGCGUGACGAAGAGGCGCUCGUCAGGGAAGUCAAGCCUUUGAUCGAGGAAGGUGGUCGUAUCCUCACCGAGGCCAAAGGUAUCAUUAAAGGCCUCGACCCCGAUGGCCGCAUCGCAGCCAACGCCAAGCACAAGACUGCCUCGCGCGAGGCCACUCCUGAGGAGUACCAUUUGGCUGAGGUCCUCAAAGACCUCACUGGUGACAUUACGCAGUGCAUCGAGAACGCCAAGAGAAAGCUUGAAGACAUGCCUCAUGCGAAGAAGGAGCUCAACCCUCUCUGGGGUCUUCUCAACGAGCCCCUCUUCCAGAUCCUGGCUGCCGUUGGCUUGCUUCUGGCCGGUGUUCUUAACCUUGUCGGCAGAUUGCUGAGCGGUCUCGGUCUUGGUGGGCUCGUCGACGGCCUUUUGGGAACACUUGGUCUCAACCGCGUCCUUGAGGGUCUUGGUCUUGGAUCCCUUACCAAGAGUUUGACUGGAGCCAGCAAGAAGAAGAACAGUGGUCUCUUGGGCCUUGGUGGCUAGAUGUGUACGGGAAAAUGGGAUGUUUUGGUCGUGGAAUGUUUGGAUAUGGUAAUGUUAAUUGUCCUGAUAAGUUAAUGUGUGUCAUGAACCCGGUUUGCGAAUGUUAGUCUAGCUUCUUUCCAAGAUCUUGGUUAAAUGGUUCAGUGUUUACAGUCGAGUGUCCUACUCUAAUAUUCAGUCAUUCUUCCCU
Molecule: messenger RNA, 3223 nt
Organism: Neurospora crassa OR74A
Lineage: Eukaryota; Fungi; Ascomycota; Sordariomycetes; Sordariales; Sordariaceae
Exons: 3
Coding region: 1-3033 (1010 amino acids)
Source: RefSeq, a predicted model, not a curated record